Molecule: messenger RNA, 2229 nt
Organism: Scleropages formosus (Asian bonytongue)
Lineage: Eukaryota; Metazoa; Chordata; Actinopteri; Osteoglossiformes; Osteoglossidae
Gene: tmem145
Product: transmembrane protein 145
Exons: 15
Coding region: 264-1904 (546 amino acids)
Biological process (GO): response to pheromone; G protein-coupled receptor signaling pathway
Source: RefSeq, a predicted model, not a curated record
UAAACCCAGCAGCGUGUGAUCGCCUUCACCGUUGUCUUGUGUGUGUCGCAAUCCUAGAUCGGGGACGCGCGCCCCCUUUUUUCCUCGGAGCGCGUUCCCUCCCGCAAGCGCGCUCCCGACAGCACUAGUGGGGACACGUGCACUGGCGAAGGACGGGGUGCGCGCGUCCGCGGUGCGCCGUCCUCGCAUCCCUACAACCCCAAGUGCGUGUAUGUGUGUUUCUCCGAGUCGGCGGCAGAGCGGCGGAGGGACGCGGUGGGAAGAUGGAGGUGUGCGCGCGGCUGCUCCAGCUGGCCGCGGUCUCGAGCCUCCUGAGCGCGAGCGCCGUGCGGGCGAAGUACGUCAGAGGGACCGUGAACACCAAGGAGGACUGGGUUUUCCUUACAAGGUUCUGCUUCCUCACUGACUUUGGUCGACUGGACUUCCGGUUCCGUUACCCAAAGUCACGCUGCUGCCAGAACAUACUGCUGUACUUCGACGACAACUCUCAGUGGCCCGCUGUCUACAAGAGGCCCGAUAAGGACUGUUACCAGAAGGAGGCAGUGUUGAGGCCAGAGAAUAACCAGGUCAUCAAUCUGACCACUCACUACACGUGGUCGGGCUGCGUGGUGGAGGGCGAGGGCGACGAUGAGACCCUCAGCUGUGUGGGUGGGCGGAGCUUCCGCUCGGUCAGGGAGAGGUGGUGGUACAUCGCUCUCAGCAAGUGUGGGGGAGACGGCCUGCAGCUGGAGUACGAGAUGAAACUGACCAAUGGGCAGUCCUUCUGGACCCAGCAUUUCUCAGCAGACGAGUUUGGAAUCCUGGAGACGGACAUCACCUUCCUCAUCAUCUUCGCCAUCAUCUUCACUCUCUCCUGCUACUUUGCGUACACUCUGAAGGGGAGACAGCUACUCCAUACCACCUACAAGAUGUUCAUGACUGCUGCUGGAGUAGAAGUCCUCAGCCUGCUGUUCUUCUGUAUUUACUGGGGCCUCUACGCCAGGAACGGAGUGGGAAAUGGCAGUCUCAAGAUCCUGGGGAAAUUACUCUUCUCUGUCAGUUUCCUGGUCUUUCUCUUGAUGCUGAUCCUCCUGGGGAAAGGAUUCACCGUCACGAGGGCCAGGAUCAGCCACAGUGGCUCUGUCAAGCUCUCCAUCUACAUGACCGUCUACACCAUCACCUAUGUCAUUCUCUUCAUAUAUGAGGCAGAGUUCUUCGAUCCAGGCUGGGUGCUGUAUGCCUACGAUAGUCCGGCAGGGUACGGUCUGAUGGGCCUGCAGCUGCUGGCCUACGUGUGGUUCUGCUACGCCGUGCUGGUUUCCCUUAAGCACUACCCUGAGAAGCAGCCCUUCUACAUUCCAUUCUUCACCGCAUACACUCUCUGGUUCUUCGCAGUGCCCGUCACGGCUCUCAUCGCCAACUUUGGGAUCCCCCGCUGGGCACGGGAGAAGAUCGUCAAUGGCAUCCAGCUUGGCAUCCAUCUCUACGCCCACAUUGUAUUCCUUGCCAUCACGCGGCCCUCAGCUGCCAACAAGAACUUCCCAUACCACGUUCGGACGUCCCAAAUUGGCAUCCUGCUGUCCAGCCCCGAGGGGAUAGGGGGCGAGAGUUUUCCUCACCAUGCCUAUGGGAACAGCUCUUUCCUGGGAGACUCGCAGCCCAAUUUCACCGAGCUUUUCUCCAUCCAUUCGGGUACGGUGAAGUCAGUGGACGAGACAGUGGCCCAGAAGGGACAAGCCGUACAAAGGAACAGCGAGCAUAAAAUCAUCACCACGACAGCCGAUCUCUCGUCCAUCCUGCCCCCACCUCCGCCGCCAGCACCCUUACGUGUCUCCUCCCGCUCCCCUCCACCUUCCAGACUCUCCUCUCACUUCCCCGAGUACUUCAGCAUGCAGGGAGGUGGCGGGAUGGGAUCGAAAGCAUAAAAACUAAGAAUGAGGGGGAGUGGGGCACGAGCAUGUAAGUGGACCUCGGUUAGAAAAACGAGAUCAACGUAAGGAUAGAGUAAAACGGGGGGAGGAGCCCGAAUUAAUAGAAGCGUAGCAGAUGGUGAAGGUUCCAGGUAGGAAGGAAACACAGGAACCAUAUCAGCAGCGAGGAGAGGUUUUUAUAAGAGGAUGAAAAAAGCAAUAAGUAUUUUCUUAUAAGCAGAAAGUGAUCUGAAGGGAUACGGUCAUGGGGAGGGAGGGAAGGAAGGAGACGUCUGUUGGGGAGGAGGAUUUUGAGGCCGGCGGUUAACAUCAGAUCGGG